Molecule: messenger RNA, 306 nt
Organism: Candidozyma duobushaemuli
Lineage: Eukaryota; Fungi; Ascomycota; Pichiomycetes; Serinales; Metschnikowiaceae
Gene: ELC1
Product: elongin C
Exons: 1
Coding region: 1-306 (101 amino acids)
Biological process (GO): ubiquitin-dependent protein catabolic process
Cellular component (GO): elongin complex
Molecular function (GO): protein-macromolecule adaptor activity
Source: RefSeq, a predicted model, not a curated record
AUGGCCCAACCGGACGCCUCCACAAGCUAUAUUACGCUUGUUUCCUCCGAUAACCACAAGUUUAUCUUGAUGAAAGACGUGGCGCUGAUUUCCUCGGUGCUUCGAAAUAUGGAGGAGUUUGAAGAGGGUCAGACCGGCAAGAUUAACUUGGACAUGGACGGCGAGAUCCUCGACGUGGUGGUGAAUUACUUGCACUAUCACUACAAAUAUAAGGACCAGGAGGAGCUGGGCGAGAUUCCUGAAUUCAAGAUACCCACCCACCUAGCUCUCGAGCUUCUAGUCAAGGCCGACUACUUGGACAUAUAA